AUGGGGCUGUUCUACAGUAGGAGCCAGGCAGAACCCUCUCCAUGCAACUUGCUCACCGUAAAAAUUAUACAGAUGAAAAAUGCCAGGAAAGCAGACUUGUUAAGCCAGUCUGAUUGCUACGUGAGCCUGAGCCUGCCAACAGCUUCAGUGCAGCAUUUCCGCACCAAGACAGUCCAAAACAGCAAGAACCCAACAUGGAAUGAAACCUUCCACUUCACGAUUCAGAGUCAAGUUAAGAACAUUCUGGAGCUAAAAGUUUGCGAUGAGGACAACAUGACUCAAGAUGACCAUCUCCUCACUGUUUUCUUUGAUGUCUCCAAAAUCCAGCUUGGAGAAAACAUUCAGCUAUGUUUCCAGCUGAAUCCACAGGGAAAAGAGGAGCUGGAAGUUGAGUUCACAAUGGAGAGCAGUCCGGAUCCUCCUGAAAACAUUGUUACUAAUGGAGUUUUAGUGGCCCGGGAAGUUUCCUGUUUGGAGGUGCAGGUGAAUGGCGGGAGACUGAGGAAGGACAGUACGGACAGAAAGUUUGCGUUAACUGUGGAUGGGUCGUACGAAGGAACCCAGACCCACACUCUGAGCUCGUGCCUCUGCCCGACCUCCCCGUCCAGGUUCCACUACAUCAAGUAUAAUCAGGCAGCACUCACUGUGGCUCUACCGCGGCGGAGGAGGCUCAGCAGGUCUAUAUCAAGUCAAAAUGAAAGGGAUAUGAACGCAUCUGUGACUCUAGCUCUGAACUCGCUUCCUAUACAAGAGAAAAUAACAAUAGCAGAGGACAGGACAAUUGACUUGUACACAAAGGCAAAUGAAUGGACUCAGGGUCUGUGUUUCAGGCCAAGAAACCUAGAUGCCCGUCUGGGGUUUGACCUGUGCGCCGAGGAACAGAAUUUCCUGCAAAACCGGAGGAGGGUGGUUGCUGCUGCGCUGAAGGAUGUUCUUCAUUUGGAGGAAGAUCUGCAAGAACAUGAGGUGCCUAUAGUGGCCGUGACCACAGCAGGAUGUGGGAUAAGAGCACUCACUGCCAUGUAUGGCAGCAUUUUGGGUCUUCAAAAGUUACGCGUUCUGGAUUGCGUUUCAUACAUCACUGGCUCAUCUGGCACAACAUGGACAAUGACUAAACUGUAUGAAGAUGCUGAUUGGUCACGUAAGGAUCUUGGAGAAGUCAUUAUUGAAGCUCGGAAGCAAGCAUCAAAGUGCAAGAUGGGGGCUUUUUGCUUGAGAAGUCUGAGGAAUUAUUACAGAGAACUGAGCCAAAGGACUCAAGCAGGACAUAAAACAUCUUUUAUUGAUUUGUGGGGGCUCAUGAUUGAAUCCAUGUUAAAUGAUGGGAAAUGUCACCACAAACUUUCUGAUCAACGUUGGGCAGUGAAUCAGGGUCAGAACCCGCUGCCCAUCUACCUUGCUCUAAAUGUCAAAGACAAAGUUACCACCAAAGAUUUUAGAGAGUGGGUGGAAUUCACGCCAUACGAAGUGGGCUUCCUGAAGUACGGCGCUUUCAUUCGUGCAGAGGAUUUUGGCAGUGAGUUCUUCAUGGGUCGCCUGAUGAAGAAGCUCCCUGAGUCCCGGAUCUGCUUCAUGCAAGGAAUGUGGAGUAGCAUCUUCUCCAAAAACCUCUUGGAUGCCUGGCAUGCAGCUGACAAUUCAGAGGACUUCUGGCACAGGUGGACCCAAGACAAAGUGACUGAAAUAGAGGAACAACCGGACUUGCCCGAGAAGCCGUAUGAGAUGGCUACAUGCAUGUUCACUCCUACUAGUGGCCUCUCCACCUCUCUCCGGGAUAUCUUGACGGACCGCCCUGCUGUCUCCAAGUACCACAACUUCCUGAGGGGCUUCCAGAUGCACAAUGAGUACAUCCAGCAGGAGCAUUUCACAAAGUGGAAAGAUACUUUGCUAGAUACCUCUCCUAAUGACCUGAGAGGCAACUCAGAGCACCUGGAGUUGGUGGAUGCAGCUUUCUUCUUUGAAACCAGCUGCCCACCCCUUAUGAGACCUGAGCGGAAAGUGGAUGUCAUCAUACACUUAAAUUACACCGGUGGAUCGCAGACUUUGCCCUUGGAGCAGUCUUGCAGAUACUUCUCUGAGCAGGGAAUUCCAUUUCCCAACAUUGAGCUGAAAGAUGAUGAGAAGAACCUGAAAGAGUGCUACAUGUUUGAUGGUGCAGACACACCAGGAGCUCCUCUGCUGCUUUAUUUUCCAUUAGUUAAUGACACCUUCCAAAGAUAUGUGGCACCUGGCAUGUCACGUAGUGCUGCCGAAAUGGAACUGGGCAAGGUUGAUAUCUCCAGUUUCUGCUCUCCAUACUCAACAAGAGAGGUCUCGCUGAAAGCAGAAGAUUUCAACAAGCUUCUGAAGCUGACUAAUUACAACAUCAUGAACAACGAGAACGUGAUUAUUCAGGCCUUACGCAUGGCUGUGGCACGAAAGAAACAAGCUCUGAGCCAGUCAGGAUCACAAGCACAGUCCUCUGCUUGA
This is a messenger RNA of Eurypyga helias (sunbittern), 2469 nucleotides long. RefSeq names its product cytosolic phospholipase A2 epsilon-like. Gene Ontology annotation, biological process: glycerophospholipid catabolic process. The coding region runs from base 1 to 2469 and encodes 822 amino acids. Gene Ontology annotation, cellular component: cytosol. NCBI's taxonomy places the organism in Eukaryota, Metazoa, Chordata, Aves, Eurypygiformes, Eurypygidae. The transcript is spliced from 20 exons. The record is from RefSeq and is a predicted model, not a curated record. Gene Ontology annotation, molecular function: calcium-dependent phospholipid binding; calcium ion binding.